AUGUUUCGAAAAGUGAAAACGCGUAGCAAUCUUCGUCAACGACUACUAUCGGACGAUGAUGAUAGUGAUAGUGGUGAUGAUGGAGGUGGUGGUGUUACUUCUGGAACAGCAGUAGCAUCAACAAUCAAAGAGUCAUUAAUUAGUAGAACGGUCGAGCAACAGCAACAGCAACAGCAACAUGCGGAAAAGGUGAAUAAAGCAGAAGGGAACCAGAAACCACACGCUGGUGUGGUAACAGAAGAGCACCACUUGCUCAGUUUUGAUAAUUUUGAAGGCGAUGACAUAACGGACUUUAAAAUCAAACGUAAAGAUCCUAAUAAACGUUUGGAUAAGUUGACGAAAAGAGCGAAAUUGCGACAGAAAGCUGACAAUGAAGCUGUAGAACAAGAAACUAGCGUGGUUGUAAAGCAAAUUAAACAAGAGGUGAAGACGAAUGAACCGUCAAUCAAGAAUAUUAAUACUUCUCAAAGCAAACAGUGGAAAGUGAAGGAUGAACCCGUACAAGAGGAAACAGAUUUGGAGCAGGAUUCGGUCAUACGAAGUAAAUUCCCAUCUGCGUUUCGAGGAGAGAUUCCGGAUGCGAAAACUGUUUAUGAAGCACGAAAGAAGCGAGAAAAAAUGCGUUUAGUCAGUUCUAAUGGCCAGAUCCCACUGGAUGACGUGCAGCGGUUGAAGGAUAAAUCCGUAGCACGAUCACGGUUAAUACGUGAAGAUGAAAACGAUUUGAGUGAUGAAGAUCCAGAAGGUGGAAGGUUUUAUUCGCUAAAAAGUUUGGCAGCUGAUGAUGAUGAAAGACGACGGAAUGAGCAUAUGGAUUUUCUUGCUCACGAAGGAGGAGGUAGUGAUGAUGGUCAUGAGCAAUCGGAUGAGGAAGUAACGCGAUGGGAAAGAGAACAGAUGAAGAAAGGAGUAUCAUCACAUAAGGUGGAAAUGUUGGAACGUGAACGUGCAAAAAUGGAAGCAGUGAUGAAAGCCAUAAGAAGUAGUAUGGAAUUGCCACCCGAAAAUCGCGAGCAGUUGCCGAUGGAAAUGGAUAUAGAUUUUUCUGAAUCUGAUAUGCUUUCACUAUCACAGACUGGACGAGUAUCUGGCAAAACUAUAGCUGUAUCGUUAAAAGAAAUUCUUUCAAAAUUACAACAGCGCAAGAAAGAUGGCAAGGAAUCAGUAAAUGCUCGUGAAGCAGAAUUUGAAAGGACAACUGCUCAAAUUCAAGAAAAUAAGGAAAUGAUUAGCAAGCUUGAGAUGGAAGAACCACGGAUCAGAGAACGUUUCCAAGUUUAUCAGGAUAUCCGAGCAUACGCUAGAGAUCUGUUGGAAUGUUUGUCAGAAAAAAUAAGCGAAGUUAAGGAUUUGGAAAGUCGAAUGGCAGAAAUUCUAGAUGGCCGGGCUCGAAGACUUCGAACACGACGAAGAAACGAUGUGCACGAUAUGUAUGAUGAAUGCUCGGCAGCUGCAGCUGGUCGACCACUGCACCAACGAGCCCCUGAAGUCAGUCAAAGAGCAGCAGAACGAGAAGCAAGAAGAUCGCGUCGUCGUCGUUUGCGUGAAAAUACUUUAGAAGGUGUUUCACAUGAAGAAGGCUUAAGUACAGAUGAUGAAGAGACAAAUAGUGAGAUUAUAGCUCGCCAACAAUCGAUCGAUGAGAUUCGCGCAGCGGCAAAUGUCAUAUUCGUUGAUGCACUUGAUGAUUUUUGUCGUAUUGAUCGAAUUCUAUCAAGAUUUGUUGACUGGUUAGCACAUGAUGAGGAGUCCUUCGUCAAUGCUUAUGUUCAUCUAUGCAUUCCAAAGCUUAUCUCAUUAUUUAUUCGUUUGGAACUAAUCGACUGGGGACCGCUUGAGAAUGACAGUCGUCCAGUGAAUUCAAUGCGUUGGUACGAAGAUUUGAUAGGAUGUGCCGCAGUAAGCUCGAACAUUAACGUCGAACACCCUAUCCUUGUUUCACUUAUACCUCUGUGUAUUGAGAAAGUUGUUUUAUGGAAAAUUACAGAUCUGAUCCGUGAGCGAUGGGACCCUCUAUCGCAACAUCAAUGUCGAAAUUUAGGUUUUCUGCUCAAUCAGUUGAUUGACGAAUGUCCAACGCUAGUGCCAAGUAGUCGGCCAGUGCAAAAACUUCUGCAAACUAUAUGUCUACGUGCUCAGGAUGCCAUCGAUGAAGAUUUAUUUGUUCCCAUUUAUUCUAAACAAGCUGUUGAGAAUCCUGCCACGGGCUGUAAGGCAUUCUUGGAUCGACAAACUUGGACUUCCGUUAAGUUAAUUCGAUGUCUGAACUGUCUGUCUGCCGUUUUAUCUGAGGAGAAAAUGCGAGAAUUGGUUCUGGACGGUAUUGUAAACCGAGUGAUGCCUGCAUUACAAUGUGCAACAAUAUCUGAUCAGUCCAUGAUCCGAAAAUGUCGAGCUUUGAUGAAAUUGAUCCCAGCAGCAUGGAGGGAAAAUAACACGCGUAUUGCUCUGCGAAAUUUCAACGAUUUAUUAGGGAAAGUCGCUGAAGAACAUAAAAAUAAUAGAGAAUUUGUCAAGGAAGUGAAAAAAUUCGUCAUUGUGAACAAAUGCUGUUAA
This is a messenger RNA of Brugia malayi, 2556 nucleotides long. Its product is annotated as SNARE domain containing protein. Gene Ontology annotation, cellular component: nucleus. Gene Ontology annotation, biological process: mRNA splicing, via spliceosome. Gene Ontology annotation, molecular function: DNA binding. The record is from RefSeq and is a predicted model, not a curated record. The transcript is spliced from 18 exons. Bases 1 to 2556 code for a protein of 851 amino acids. Lineage: Eukaryota; Metazoa; Nematoda; Chromadorea; Rhabditida; Onchocercidae.